Myzus persicae (green peach aphid) is the source of this 3133-nucleotide messenger RNA. RefSeq lists its product as uncharacterized. The record is from RefSeq and is a predicted model, not a curated record. The transcript is spliced from 5 exons. NCBI's taxonomy places the organism in Eukaryota, Metazoa, Arthropoda, Insecta, Hemiptera, Aphididae. Bases 455 to 2977 code for a protein of 840 amino acids. Gene Ontology annotation, cellular component: nucleolus; nucleoplasm.
GUGUGCUUGUAUGUGCGACGUGCGUGUGCGCAUAAUUGUGUAUGUGUAUGUGUGUGACACGGCGUAAAAGUUGUAGGCAAGCCGCAAGCGGCUCGCGGGCAAAUAGUGAAAUUUUACACGCACCGCUCCGCCGAGAUCCACAACGCCGCCGCCGCAUGUUUUUUUUAUAGUGCCGGCGAAGAGCGUCUCGGCGGGGUCGGCACUCGGCAGUCCUACCAUGUUCUUCUCGUGCGGUGUGCUGUACGUGUAUCAGUCGCAAUAUCGUCGUCGGUCUGCGCGCAGUACGUGCUGCAGGUAGUGCAAUAUCAUAGUACACUGUACACAACUUAUACUUAAUAGAUUUUCACGGGGUCAUCUCGCAGCUGUAUUGGCAAAAACGGCGACGAAGAGGACAUUUGUUUUUCCCGAAACAUAUUAAGCUUCAACAUUUCGAAGCUCGUGAGAAAAUCCAAUAAUGUGGUGGCCCCGGCCACGGUGGAAGAGUGACAUUUUCACACGUUUUGUACUACUCUUAUUAUUCAUCAUCACAACCACGACUACGAAAAACGCAGUGAUGGCAGACGAAGGGCAGCAGCAUUGCGGCUCGGGUAAUAUGUCCGCCGUGGUGUGGACGACUGUCUUUUGCACAAUGCUGUUAGUUUUAGCAAUUGUUGCGAUAUAUUUUGUUUACUGUAAGAGAAAAGAACACGACUGGUCAUCGUUAUGGUGGAAAAGCAAUUCAGAUAAAAAUCUCGUACUGCAAACAUCGGCUCCUGUGAAAAACCAACAGCUGAAGAAUGGUGGCACUGAUAAUCCAGCAUUUUCAGCCGAUGCUUAUACUGGCGACUGUGUUACAAAAACAGGAUUGACCAGGGUCGUGCGCGUUACCUCGUCGUCUAUCGGCGAAGGGUCACUGGGAAACGAAUUGUCAACAAAAGAAGAAGACGGCAGACAAAUCUAUAUGUGUAAACACAACGAUGGCUCAAAAGAUCGGUUGGUUGCGAUGCGGUUGGUGUUUGAUAAAGGACAACAGCAACUGAGCAGACCGCCAGCCUCGGAUCUAAGUCGCUCGCUGGUUGAGCUGAGUUGCAAGUACGGGUUACAUGUUGAACUGGAAACCGAGGGAGAAGCUGUCGUAGCGACACCGGCGAAAUUCGACGAUAUUUCAGCAAAAUGUGCGAAAUCAAACAUUCUGUCGGCUGUCCGCGGACAAGCGCAACGUCUGUGGAACCAGAGUCAGCUCGUAUUCAAAGGGGGCGACAGUAGUGGCCGCUUGGACGUGGACAAGGAGAUCGUGGGUGGCGACGUGGAAAGCGGCCGCGUUGAAGCAGAGCACGUGGGUACGGCCCCACCGACCCAGAAAUCUCCAUCUUCUGUGAUGACGGUCAAUGAAACCGGGACCGCCGAACGGCCGGCACGAACUCUUGGUGGAUCGUUACGAUACCGCACUCUGGAGUACGGUGCAUCGCCCGUGGAUGCCGAAGCGCAGUCGUCACCAGACAGUGGCGUCCAGUGCUGUACAGUCAAUCCAUCGGAGUCUGUCCCGGGACAGGUGGAUAAGGACGCGGUCGGCACAGUGACAGUAACGAUCGACAGAGACGUGGUGGUGACGACGGUGGAUAAAGAUAAGUUAGCCGCUGCAUCGGUGAAAGACGUGGUAGUUAUGGUGGCAAAAGACGAAGUAGUCAAAGCGGACAAAGGCGAAGCAGUCAAAUCGGACAAAGACGAUACAGUCAAAGCGGACAAAGAUGAAGUAGUCAAAGACGACAAAGAUGAAGUAAUCGUGGUACCGGACAAAGAUGAAGCAAUCGUGGUACCGGACAAAAAUAUUGCAGCAGUGUUAAAAACGGUCGACGACGGGAGGAAAUCGACGGUGAUGGCUAAACCGAAAAAUGACGAAUCGAAACACUCCAACCCACCCCCACCGCCUCCACCACGUAAGUACAGCGCGGCGGUGGUUCCGCCAACUGUUCCAGCUACUGCGGUUAUCGUACCUCGGGCCACCGCUGCUGCAGUAACCUGCAAUGCGCCCGUGGCCGCGAUCGAUAACUCUACUGCUUCACCGGAGACCUGCAGCAUGGCACCGGUUCCGGUCGCUUGCGAACUGGUCAAGCCGCCCGCCGAGGCGAUAAAAGAAAUCCGAGUGGACGAUGACUAUUACUGGUGCACCACAACCGCCAUGGCGCCGCCAAUGUCUACCUUCGGGAAACGACCAUCCGUGACGCCAAGUGCCGAAAGCGGUAGCAGUGGUGGUCCAGCGGAGACCAGAAUUGAAGACGGCGUUCAAGCUGUCCAAGGCGUAUACGACAAAGCCGCUGAUGUAGCCCCGCUCACGGUGGAUGACAGUCGAGACGUGGUGACCGGUGGAACGACCAGUAUCGAGGACGCAUCGUUGCCGUCAUUUUCGUCUGACGAAGAAGAGGAUGACGAAGACAACUGCAGCAACGGCGUGGCGUUGGCCGCGGACAAGUCUAAAUUCCCGCUGUGCAACUCCAUCGGUACUUCAGCGAACGGUGUCAGAGGAGUGUCCGGUAGCGGCUCCAAAGCAAUAAAGAUCGACUGCAACGGCGAGUCACCCAACAACAACAACAACAACAACAACAACAACAACAACAACAACAACAACAAUAACAACAACAACUGCGACGAUGACGAUGUCGACGGCUCAGGGGUGGCACCGCCCGGCUCGACGGAACCGAAAUCGCCCACAAAGCUGCCGUCCCUACGGCUGUCGCUGUCUUCUCCACUGUCGUCUACAGCCAAUACAUCGUACUGUUCGUCGUCAGCAUCGUCGACCUCUUCGACCUCGCCGUCCCCCACGAAUAGUAGCAUCAACAAUUCGCCAAUCGUGUCAAAAAUACCGGUACGACGGCAGUCCGCCGGCAGCGGAGUAAUGGCCGUAUCAACUCCACUCGCAAACGGCACCGCCAAGAAAUCCAUUCCGUUACCGCUGUCGAGGAGCGGUUCCCGGUUAGCCAUGUGGACUUCGGCUAACUGACCAAUUUCAUAGCGAAAACAAUGUCGAAACAAACACUGCAGUGUUUACGAUCGGCAACAUUUAAUAUUACACGCGCAUUAUACCACCAAUAUUAAUUUUUAAAUAUAUAUAAUACUAUGUGUGAAAUUACUGAAUUUAAAAUAUAAUAAUAUAGGU